Messenger RNA from Puntigrus tetrazona (Sumatra barb), 840 nucleotides. Its product is annotated as uracil nucleotide/cysteinyl leukotriene receptor-like. The record is from RefSeq and is a predicted model, not a curated record. Lineage: Eukaryota; Metazoa; Chordata; Actinopteri; Cypriniformes; Cyprinidae. Gene Ontology annotation, biological process: phospholipase C-activating G protein-coupled receptor signaling pathway; positive regulation of Rho protein signal transduction. The transcript has a single exon. Gene Ontology annotation, molecular function: G protein-coupled receptor activity. Gene Ontology annotation, cellular component: membrane. The coding region runs from base 1 to 840 and encodes 279 amino acids.
AUGAACAACUCUACAGAUAACUUCACCAGACCUGAAGCUUCUUCAGCCCCUUCCUUUGUGCUAGUGGACAUUCUUGAAAUGUGUGUGUGCGCUUUCAGUUUUCUGGUUGGUCUUCCAAUACAUUUGUAUGUUUUAUGGCUCACUGUCACAGGAACAGAAUGUGGAGUUGCACUGUUGUUCUUCAAACUGAAUCUAUGUGUUUGUGAGAUUGGUAUCUGUGUGGAGAGCUUGAUUUUUAUAUUGUCAUUUUGGUUUUCAAGUCUCACAAAAUUAAUAUGUUUUUUGAUAGGACUAGCUGUCACCGGUCGUCCUCUGUUUCAGUGUCUGAUCUGUGUUGAGCGUUACCUGGCGGUGGUUCAUCCUGUAACCUUUCUGAAGUACAAACCUCUCAGAUACAGAGUGAUCUGUUGUUCUGUGGUCUGGAUAAUUAUUCUUGGCUCAUGUUUUUUCUCUGAGUUCAUCCCACCAUAUACGAUAGCACAUACAUGGUUCUUCUCAGUUCAGUUCCUCCUCUUCCUCUCCAUCCAGUUGUUUUGUCUCGUGGCUGUUCUCAGAGCUCUGAAGCAGUCAGGACCAGGAGAGAGAGUGAGGGAAAAAGAGGAGGAAAACCACAUGAAGAGAAGAGCGUUUCAUUUCAUUCUAAUAUGUACUGUGAACACAGCUAUCAUAUACGUCCCAUAUAUUCUAGCGGGAUUCUUUACCAUUUUAAUAAAGCAGAAUAUCUAUGCACUUUGGUGCAUUUGUUUGUUUUGUUAUUUGCUGGCUGGUUUUGUUCAGCCUGUUCUUUAUCUGCACCGCUUUGGAAAACUCUCCUGCCUCUCUUCCUUUCAGGUUUGCUAA